CUGUUUCCUGCGCAGCGCCUCGCACAUCCCGGGCCCGAUGGAGGCGCUGCAAUCAGCUGAGCCGCACAUCUUGUUAUGAGAAACAAGUAACUGAUGAUAAGAAACAACAAAACAAUGGAAGGCAUGCUGUACAAGUGGACUAAUUACAUAAGUGGUUGGCAGCCUCGUUGGUUUGUACUGGAUGGAGGAACUUUGUCUUAUUAUGACUCUCAAGAAGAUGCCUGGAAAGGCUGCAAGGGCAGCAUUAAAAUUUCAGUAUGUGAAAUCCAAGUUAAUUCCUCUGACUCUACACGAGUUGAUCUGACGAUACCAGGGGAGCAGUAUUUCUACCUCAGAGCCAUCAACGCAGCGGAGAGGCAGAAGUGGCUGGUGGCGCUGGGGACGGCCAAAGCCUGCCUUACAGACAACCGUACAAAGAGGGAAAAGGAGCUGCAGGAGAACACAGAAGCACUGAGAACUAAGAUGUCAGAGCUCAGAUUGUACUGUGACCUUCUUCUUCAGCAAGUAAACAAGAUCAAGGAGAAUGAUGAGCUAGAGGAAAAAGUGGAGAGUGGCAUAGACACUGGAAACUUGGUGAAGUCAACAUGUACAACUUUUCUUAAAACUCUGGAGGAAUGUAUGCAGAUAGCAAACCGUACUUUCAGUACUGACAUGGCAACACACAGUCCACCAGGAACGCCUCCGAUAGCAGCCAUCAAACCCCAGAAGCAGAUUAAAGCUGCCAACCAUUUAAAUCAGAACGUCGGAGAAAAAUGGACAGAUGUAGCCGAAACCUCAGGAGAAGCAGUUACAGAUGAUAACCAGAGCCUUGACUCGGGAGCAGAGGGACCAGAUCAACCAGAGAGACACGAUAACCAUUCUUCUCCAUCAAGUAUUGAAUCACCCAUCAGCUCAGUUCAGGAGGAAGAAGUCAGUCCUGCUUUACACACAGACCAGAACGCCGCUGAGGCUAAACACGAUGACCAAACAGCAGGGGGGGAUGAGAAUUAUUAUCCUGCCGAUCACGAAGAAAUUGAACAAGAGCAGAAUCACAAAAUGGACCAAAGUCAAGAGCACGACAACAGCAGCAGUGAAGUGGAUGCUGUCCAACUCCAGCACCAACAGGAAGUGGUUUUAGACCCGGAGGUGGCUCCAGAAGAAGACAAUCCUUCCAGAGAUUCAACAGAGCCAGAAGGCACAGAGCAAGUGGAAACCUUCUUCAGCACAAUGAGUCACAGAUUUAGUGAUAUAAGACUGGAUGACGACAAUGGUAUCCCUACACAAGAGUUUUUGGACUCAUGCUAUGCAAUAGUGCCUGUAUUAGACAAACUGGGCUCCACAGUUUUUGCACCAGUUAAAAUGGAUUUUGCAGGAAAUAUCAAGAAAAUUCAUCAGAAGCUGAUGUCAGACCCAGAGAGCUUUCCCACACUACAGUCCAUUGUGCUGCAUGAAGUACAGACAGAUGUUUGCAAGGUACGCAACUCUGCAACCGAGGCUUUGUUGUGGCUUAGACGGGGCCUGAAGUUCCUCAAGGAGUUUCUGUCUGAGGUCAACGCUGGGGAGCAAGAUAUACAUGGAGCACUAAAUAAUGCUUAUGGAAAGACUCUUAGGCAAUACCACGGAUGGGUUGUGCGUGGUGUGUUUGCUCUCGCGCUUCGAGCUGCCCCAUCUUAUCAAAGUUUCACUGCUGCCUUAGUGUCAAGAGAGGGUGAUGAACUGAGGAGCGACUUUACCACCGGCAUGCACAGAGAUCUGGGCGUGUACCUCCCCGCCAUGGAGAAGCAGCUGACCAUCCUAGAUGUGCUUUAUGAGGAAUACAACCUGGAGUCUGAUGAGGUGGUGUGAAAAUCGAGGAAGGUGCGAUCGGACCAUAAUCAAAGAGGAAGUCUGUCCCAAGUGGCUAAAACUGCUGAAAGGAUGGUGCAAGAUGCAUAGGAAAAUCUUGUGAACAAAGUGAGGAAAUGUGGCAGUGUGAGGCGUUCAGUGGUUCUAAAGUCCACAGCAGCGAAGGGUCUCAGUCUGAAAAAGGUGUUAGUGUUAGCCCACACGUGGCAAAGAUAGAAGUAGCACUUAAGGAGUGAUGGUUUAAAAAAAGAAAAGGAAGUCCCAGGUCUUGUUUAAAAGGCCAGCGGGAGAGUAAAAGGGUUUUAAGCCCUAUUAUGCAGACUUAAACAAUAAUUGUUCAAAGUAACACUUGUUUCUGAUUAACACUCCGAUGUUGUGACAUUUUAUUACUCUACGUGUUUUAAGGUACAUAUUUACAUGGUGUUUAGUUCAAGUAACUCCCCUGGUAUCCUGUUUCUUAUUCCCUUUGAACUGAUUGGAAUGUGGGAAAGAUGAAUUCUGAUUGUCCUAUUCCUUUGGUUUCAUGAAACAGGGUUACACCAGCACAAAGCACUCUUGACAGAAACAAAGCCACAUUUUUAUAAAGCUCACACAUCUUUAGUAUGUGAUGGAGUGGUGCACUAGGCCAACUUAUUUGCAUAAUGUGUUUUUUGGUCAACAUCUUCAUGAACUGUUGCUCUUUAGUGUUUCCAGUGGACCAAAAACAGAGUUGUGGUGGUGAGAUUGGCUUUAGCCUCUGCUGCCUCCGGUAACAACACAAGAAUUAAAAUGUUCAAUUAGUGACAACUGCUGUUUAUGUGGACAUGCUCUGCACAAACCUAUGCACAGUAUGUAUUUUCAGUGUCUAUUUAUUGUGUCUUAAGUUAUUAAGUCUAAUGACAGGCAAAUAAUUCCAGUACAAUUUUUCUGUGAGUGCAUAAACAUUUUUACACAUAAAACAUUUAUCGGGGGCAUGUUUUAUAUAUACAUAUAUUAGGCUGUAUAAGUGCCAGAGGAAACUGAAUAUAAGCCAAGGGCUUGAAUUUAUCCAAGUAACUAAAUAAUCGCAAAGAUUAAAAGUUGUGAAAGUGAAAUUAUGUGGCUUUUCUUUUACAUCUGUACUGAAAAUGAUCAGUAACUUCCAGCGUAGAUGCGCUUUACAUAAUUCAUCUUUGUUUUUGUUGUGCUUCGUAUACGGGAGUUAAGUUGUUAAGACAAAUUCCAUAUUUUGCAAUGAAAAUUAUUUCACAUCUGGACCAACUUGAUAUUUGGCCUCAUAGUCUUUGAGUCAUUUGAACAAAUCGUAUAUGCCGUGGUCAGCCUUAUGGGGCUUUACUAUAACCAUGUAUUAUUUUUUAUUUUAUUUUAUGUUAUGUUUUAGUUUUCUGGAUUUUAUACUAUGUAUUUACAUCGCAGAUGUGCAAUAGGUUUAUUUCUAGGUGCAAAUGAUUUUCAUGUUUAAUCCUGUUUUCUUGUAAUAUUGCUACAAAUAAAUGCUUUUUCC
Molecule: messenger RNA, 3307 nt
Organism: Cololabis saira (Pacific saury)
Lineage: Eukaryota; Metazoa; Chordata; Actinopteri; Beloniformes; Belonidae
Gene: plekha8
Product: pleckstrin homology domain containing, family A (phosphoinositide binding specific) member 8
Exons: 13
Coding region: 94-1824 (576 amino acids)
Biological process (GO): intermembrane lipid transfer; ceramide transport
Cellular component (GO): membrane; cytoplasm; cytosol
Molecular function (GO): ceramide 1-phosphate binding; ceramide 1-phosphate transfer activity
Source: RefSeq, a predicted model, not a curated record